This is a messenger RNA of Quercus lobata, 975 nucleotides long. RefSeq names its product VQ motif-containing protein 20-like. Gene Ontology annotation, cellular component: nucleus. The coding region runs from base 44 to 700 and encodes 218 amino acids. NCBI's taxonomy places the organism in Eukaryota, Viridiplantae, Streptophyta, Magnoliopsida, Fagales, Fagaceae. The record is from RefSeq and is a predicted model, not a curated record. The transcript has a single exon.
GCCUUUUCUUUUUUCCAUAUUUGGAUCAAAGAAAAUCUCAACAAUGAGCCCCCCAAAGUUUCAUGUUAAUCAUCAUGAUAAGGUUCCAAGGUGGGAGAUGAUCAAAGGUCCACGUCCAUCUCCAUUGAAGAUCAACAAGGAGUCUCAUGUCAUUCACAAACCAUCUUUUUCUUCGUCACCUUCUUCGGUUUCUGAUUGUGUUGCUACCACAAUGUACAGACAGCAACAGAGGCAACCGGUUAUUAUAUACACUCAUUCUCCAAAGAUUAUCCACACCGAGGCUCGAGAUUUCAUGGCACUUGUCCAGAAGCUCACGGGUCAGACAGGAUCCAAUGAUGAUGAUGACCAAACUGCUGCACUGCCAAAAGCCCAGAAGAGUGAGAAGAGUUUGUGUGCGAAAGGAAAUGAUCAUAAUAAGGUGAUGAAGCCUGUUGGGCAUGAUGAUAAUGAGUCAUCUUCUGCUCUUACCGAUGAGAAUUGUGGUGACAUUAAGUCAAGUUCGUCAUCCUUUUCACCAAUUCUAGACCAAAACAAUCCAUAUUUUGCUGAUAUUCCUUUGUUUACCCCGAAUUCAACUAAGUUCUUCUGCUCACCUCGGCCGGUUUAUAGAUAUCCUGAUUCAGGCUUCGUGUCUCCAAACAUAGGCAACUUGAUGUCACCAUCUGUUUUAGAAUUUUUUAAAGGGCUACCAGAUCAUUGAGAUGGAGUGGACUGUUUUAGGUAUUGGAUUGAAGGGGCUUAAGUCAGUUUGUUUGCAAAUUGCAAUUUUUCCUUUGCAUUGUUCAUAGAUUUGUUUUUGUUUUUGUUAUGUUUAUGUUUCUGUUUCUGUUUUUGAUGUUUCCAAUGUUAUAGAUAUCGAUCAGAUAGAGGUAGCAUCGGAUGUGAAUUAUCAAGAAAUAUAUUUGAUUCUUUGGCCACCAAGGGGAAGAUAUAUUGAUCUCCCUCUCCUGAUAGGUGGGGCAUUGAUUUCUAAUA